Molecule: messenger RNA, 3090 nt
Organism: Fusarium tjaetaba
Lineage: Eukaryota; Fungi; Ascomycota; Sordariomycetes; Hypocreales; Nectriaceae
Product: HNM1-choline permease
Exons: 2
Coding region: 1-3090 (1029 amino acids)
Biological process (GO): transmembrane transport
Cellular component (GO): membrane
Molecular function (GO): transmembrane transporter activity
Source: RefSeq, a predicted model, not a curated record
AUGCGCCGCGAAACAGAUCAACCGAGUCUCAAGUCACAAGAUACCAAAGAGGUCUCGGAAAUGCCCGCCAAGACAGACAGAGAUGCCGUUGAAUGCGGAUCAAUUGCUCCUGGCGGUGUUACUGUUCAGACCUUGAAACCGUUCACAACUUUAUCUGCACUCGGCAUUGGCUAUGGCACCACCAACACCGCCGUCGGACUCCUUCUCGUCCUUGGAAGCACUCUUCCAAUGGGUGGUACACCUCUCUUCUUUUGGGGGUUCCUUGUCAUGGCGGGUGUUGGUCUUGCAACAGCUACAACAUUGGCAGAGCUUGCAUCGGCCAUGCCUCAUCCCGGUGGACAGUAUAUCUGGGUCAAUCGUUUAUCCCCUCCCCGAUAUCGCCGCUUUCUGUCGUACACGAUCGCUGUUGUCAGUUGGCUUGCUGCAGUUGCUACAGGUGCUUCGGCAUGUCUAUCGGUACCUACGGGCUUCUGUGCCAUCAUCUCCCUGCUCAAUCCCAACUUUGUCUACAAGCGUUGGAUGGGAUUUGUUGGAUUUCAACUGUUGAAUAUCUUGACCGUCAUAUGCGCCAGCUUCGAGCAUGCCCUCCCACGAAUCUCAAAGAUCAUGCUCCUCUUCAGCUGUAUGACAAUCGGUGUUAUUUUCAUCACGCUGUUUGCCAUGUCUGACAGCCAUGCUUCAGCAAAGGACUACUUCACAACAUCGGUCAAUAUUUCGGGAUGGCCAAAGGGAAUUGCCUUUAUCAUCGGAAUGAAUGGUGCCAAUUGGAGUUUCUCGUGUCUCGACGUCGCCACCCAUUUGGCUGAAGAAAUGCCAUCGCCCAGCACCGAUAUUCCCAAAGCUCUGAUGUGGACUAUCGUUGUCGGAUUUGGGUCUGGGCUCUUGGUUGUGACUUCGGUUCUUAUCAACGUACCAACCAUAGAUGGAGCUGCGGAUAACUCAGCUCUUUCUCUGUUCUACAUGAUUACCAAGAGCAAGGCGGCUGCUGUGGGCUUGUGGAUUCCUGUUCUCAUCACAACGGCUGGCGCAGUUUGGUCGAUCCAGACAUGGCAGUCCCGUCUUGCUUGGACCAUCAGUCGCGAAGGUGGCUUUCCAUUGCAUCACCAUCUCAGCAAGCUUGCGCCUGCUCCCUUUCAUACGCCCAUCUGGUCGCUGAUCUGGUCUGCUUCUGGAACUGCCCUCUUCGGCUGCCUCUACCUUGGUUCAGAUCUUGCCUUCAACUCUUUGAUCUCGACGGGCCUGUUGCUCCAAUACAUUAGCUACAGCGUCCCUGUCGUUUUGGUUCUUUUGCAAGGACGCAGCAACUUUCAACAUGGAUAUGCACUCAAUGUGCGUUGGUCACAAAAGCACCAGACAAGGCCGAACACUGGUGAGAGCUCUUUGCGACAAAGGAAAGCAAAGAGUCGUAUCAAUACUUCUUCCAACUCGGUAGCCGAGGGUUUUCAUCAGAUGAACGGAUGGCUCGAUUCCCCAUCUCAACUGGACUUUCUCAUGCCAGCAGAGAUGUUCAGCGUUGAAAAUCUGUCGCAAGACCUCCUAGGAGCUGAAUCCUCGUCGCGGAUCGACGACAACAACAUACUCGAUUCGCCUGGCGGAAACUUGACAGUUUGGACUCUUGCUGAGGACUCAGGGUCAACAUUCAGCAUUGAAGAACCAAUGGGACUGAUCGGACAGCUGUUUGGUGAUUCCACGAGCCACCCAAUGUUUCAGCCUCAGAACCCAUUGCAGGAAGAGCAAGCUCUCGUCCAGUCUCGAUAUUCAUGCCCUAACCCGCACCGACGCAUGUCCAACACCCCAACCACUCUAUCUGAAUACUUUUUCCGAGAAGUUAUUACUCUCUACUGUUCUUGGGAUAGUGAACAAAAUGUUAUGCGCAAUAUCGUAGAGAAAAUGUGGCAAUCUUCCGGUGUGCUCUAUCAUACCAUACAGAGCAUGGCUGCAGCAUGCUUGUCAAAAGACUUCCCGCACCUGCUACCGGUUGCUCGUGAGGAGCGUUCACAAGCACUUCAACUUGUGAAGAAUGGACCUCCGGAGAUGGAGAAGCAGGUAAUGCUGCUUGCAUCCAUGCUGCUUGGCCAUACAUCGAGCUGGCUAAGCCCUCACAACCUUGCAACAGAGACCUUUCGAGCAAGCCAAAACAUACUGGAUGAAAUUGCCACCGACAAUAGUGACAGCUCGGAGAUGUCCUUCUUUAGAGACACCAUGGACUAUUGGGCUAUGCUUCUUGUCUAUCUUACUGACAAGAACGAGCUGGGAAAGUACCAUCGAGAGGAACGGAUUGGGCCAUUAAACUUGAUGAAACCAAUCGAACCACAUCCCUACUCUGGCAUUUCACAAGAUAUGGUUCGUGCACUGACCGAUACGGGGAUACUCAUAUUCCAAUAUCGAAAACAUAUGUCCACCACGAAGUUCAUGACGGAAAGCGAUCUUGACGUGUUCAGAACUGCAUUGCGUGAGGGCAGACGACUGGAACGCACAUUCUUAGCACACCAGGUGCCGAGUGCAGUACACACCAAGAACCCUGGCGAUCCCAAGACACCACUGAAGCAUUUGGAGCUUAUGGAUGAAGCGUAUCGAUGUACAGGGCUAUUGCAGCUGUAUCGAGUCUUUCCCGAUCUUUUGAACGAACGAUACUCACCGUGGAGCAAGGAUCACAUUCUACGCCCUUCACCAGCACAUCAAGUGCCCACAAAACAAGAGAGACAGCUGUGGCUGACACAAUUUGCUUUGCAUAUCCUUGGUAUCUUGGAAGAGAUUCCGUUUGAGUCAAGGACUCGCAGUGCUCAGCCGUUCGUUAUGGUUGCUAUAUCCGGUGAACUCAGGCAGACUUGUCAGAGUUUUCAUGGCUCCGACGUGUCCAUCACAGACCCGGGGAUUUUGAGCAUUGAUGGUGUGUCUAUUGAAGUGGCCCGUGCUCGGAAGUUUGUAAGCUCCCGGCUGUCAGCGUAUACACACAUUCUGCCCUUGCGAAAGAGCCAGGUUAUUCUGGAGCUCAUCAAUCAAGUUUGGUCGGCAAUUGAUGAUGGCCAGGAGGAUGCUUAUUGGUUGGAUAUCGCUUACGAGAAGAAAUUGGGCACAAUGAUGGGGUAG